AUGUUGUUUCCUGCUGUAUUGGAGAGAACUGGCAUUACAGCUUUUGAUCUCAGCAAGGUGAUAGAGGGUUUCGUCAGGCAUGAAGAUUCUCUUCCUAGAGAGUUGAGGAGGCAUUUAAAUUCCUUGGAAGAACGACUUUUGGAGAAGCCCAUGCCAUCUCUGGAUGCGAUUGCCAUCCACAUGAACCUUUCUUCAGCAGGCCUGCCACCCAUUCCUGCUUCACAGAAGCAUGAGAAUUCUACAGGUCAAAAUAGAGAUAUUAUGUCUCCAAAGAGACCUUGCACAGAGUACAUGAGUGUUUUAGUAGAGCGGAAUUCCUUUACAUUACCAGUAAAAGAUCGCUUACUCGCCCUCACUAAUCUUAAGUCAAAGCUUCCACCGCCUGCACUGCAAUCUGCAUUUGCCAGUCCAACCCGUCCAAGUCCUGGAGGAGGAGGUGAAACAUGCGUCGAAACAGGGAUCGACAUAUUCUUUGGCAAGAUCAAUAAGCUGGCUGUUGUCAGAGUCAAUGGCAUGAUUGAAAGGCUCCAACAGUCACAACAACACAUAAGAGAGGAUGUAUACAGUCUAUUUCAGCAAGUACUCAUCCAACGCACAUAUCUCUUCUUUAAUCGCCACAUCGACCAAAUCCUCCUUUGCUGUCUCUACGGAAUUGCCAAGGUUUGGCGGCUGUUACAUUAG
Molecule: messenger RNA, 681 nt
Organism: Linum trigynum
Lineage: Eukaryota; Viridiplantae; Streptophyta; Magnoliopsida; Malpighiales; Linaceae
Source: the annotation of a GenBank genome assembly